AUGAGUAAAAAGCCCCCAAAUCGUCCUGGAAUCACUUUUGAGAUUGGGGCUCGGUUGGAGGCACUGGACUACUUACAGAAAUGGUAUCCAUCACGAAUUGAAAAAAUCGACUAUGAGGAGGGCAAGAUGUUGGUCCACUUUGAGCGCUGGAGUCACCGCUACGACGAGUGGAUUUACUGGGACAGCAACAGACUGCGGCCCCUGGAGAGGCCCUCGCUGAGGAAGGAAGGCCUGAAGGACGACGAGGACUUCUUUGAUUUUAAAGCCGGAGAAGAAGUUCUGGCUCGGUGGACAGACUGUCGCUAUUACCCUGCCAAGAUCGAAGCGAUUAACAAAGAAGGGACGUUCACAGUUCAGUUUUACGAUGGCGUCAUCCGUUGUUUAAAAAGGAUGCACAUCAAAGCCAUGCCGGAGGACGCGAAGGGGCAGGUGAAAUCUCAGCAUCCACUAAGCUGGUGUUGUCCUAUCGACCCAGCUGGAUCGUGUAACCAGGCUAUGGAAAGUGAGGACUGGAUAGCUUUAGUCAAAGCAGCCGCUGCAGCCGCAGCCAAGAAUAAAACGGGGAACAAACCUCGAACGAGCGCUAACAGCAAUAAAGAUAAAGAGAAAGAUGAGCGGAAAUGGUUUAAAGUUCCUUCAAAGAAGGAGGAGACCCCAGCUUCUGUAGCCACUCCAGAAGUUGAGAAGAAGGAAGAUCUGCCCACGUCUAGCGAUACAUUUGUAGGACUUCAUAUAGAGAACGUUCCAAAGAUGGUCUUUCCACAGCCAGAGAGCACAUUGUCCAACAAGAGGAAAAAUAACCAAGGCAACUCGUUUCAGGCAAAGAGAGCUCGGCUUAACAAGAUCACUGGUUUGUUGGCAUCCAAAGCUGUUGGGGUGGAUGGUGCGGAAAGAAAGGAAGACUACAGUGAAACAGCUCCAAUGCUGGAGCAGGCGAUUUCACCUAAACCUCAAAGUCAGAAAAAAAAUGAAGCUGACAUUAUCAGUUCUGCCAACACUCAGAAACCUGCACUGUUAUCCUCCACCUUGUCUCCAGGGAAGGCUCGCAGCAAGAAAUGCAAACACGAAUCUGGAGAUCCUUCCGGGUGUCUAAAGCCCCCUAACUCACCACUGCCCCCAGAAUUAACCCAAGUCGAGGAUCUGACGCUUGUGUCUCAGCUCUCUUCUUCAGUGAUAAAUAAAACUAGUCCUCCACAGCCUGUGAGCUCCCCUAGACCCUCCAAGCAUAGCGAGCGGAGACGAAGAUCGCAGCGCUUAGCCACCCUGCCCGGGCCUGACGAUUCUGUAGAAAAGCUGUCUCCUCCCUCUCCAGCCCCUGAUGGCAGAGUCUUCCUCAGUGCUCAGAGCCAGCAGCAGGCUUCAGUACCAGAUGUGCCUGAUGUUGCACAUUUGUCACUUGAGAAGCUGGGACCCUGCCUCCCUCUUGACUUAAGUCGUGGUUUGGAAGUCACAGCACCGCUAGCUUCAGACCCCUCUUACCAUAAUGAGUGUGCCAGGGCAGACAAGGAGGAUACACAGAUGCUCACAAAUCCUUCCAAAGCCACACCUGAUGGGAGAGGAGCCCCAACGGCCUCAGGAAUAUCGAAAACAGAAAAAAAAGUGAAAUUGGAAGAAAAAAGCGCCACAGCAUUUGGUAAGAGAAAAGAAAAGGAUAAAGAACGGAAAGAGAAGAGAGACAAAGACCACUACAAACCAAAACAGAAGAAGAAGAAGAAAAAGAAAAAGAAAUCUAAGCAGCAUGACUAUUCAGACUAUGAAGACAGCUCCCUGGAGUUUCUGGAAAGGUGCUGCUCCCCGCUGACCCGGCCCUCGGGGCCCUCCCUGGCGCUGCGCAGCAUGUUCACGGAGAAGAACACGUACCAGUACCCGCGGGCCAUUCUGUCGGUGGACCUCAGCGGAGAAAACUUGACCGACGUGGAGUUCCUAGAUGACUCUUCCACGGAGAGCUUGCUCCUGAGUGGGGACGAGUACAAUCAGGACUUCGACUCCACCAACUUCGAGGAAUCUCAGGACGAAGAUGAUGCUCUCAAUGAGAUCGUGCGCUGCAUUUGUGAAAUGGACGAGGAGAACGGCUUCAUGAUCCAGUGCGACGAGUGUCUGUGCUGGCAGCACAGCGUGUGCCUGGGGCUGCUGGAGGAGAGCAUCCCAGAGCAGUACACCUGCUACGUCUGCCGCGACCCUCCCGGGCAGAGGUGGAGCGCAAAGUACCGCCACGACAAGGACUGGCUGAACCACGGGAGGAUGUGUGGGCUGUCGUUCGUGAAGGAGAAUUAUUCUCACCUCAAUGCCAAAAAGAUCGUCUCCACACACCACCUGCUUGCUGACGUCUACGGCGUCACGGAGGUCCUGCACGGCCUGCAGCUGAAGAUCGGCAUCCUCAAGAAUAAACACCAUCCUGACCUUCAUCUCUGGGCCUGUUCUGGGAAGCGGAAAGACCAAGACCCAGUCACGGUGGGGGCAGAGAAAAAGGUACCAGUGCCAGACACGGUGCCUCCUGCGGAGAAGCAGCACCACGUGCAGAACCACAAGGAGCCGCCCCGGCCACCCCUGAAGGCGGAAGGGACCUACAUCAUCAGCGAGCACAGCUACCAGAAGCCGCCGGCCGGCCGGGACUGCAGAGCUCCCGCGGACCCCGGCAGCUCCGAGGAGGAGGAGCUCAGCAGCUUCGGGGAGGAGCAGGAGCUGUACCUGAGGGAGCGACGCCGUGUGCAGUGCCCAGGCAGAGAAGCUGGGGCGCCUGCACAGAAUGCAGCUGAAAAGAAUAUGGUGUUUGUUUAUAAUGAUAAAAAGGGCUCUGAAGACCCAGGAGACGCACACCUGCAGUGGCAGCUCAACCUCCUUACGCACAUCGAGAACGUGCAGAAUGAAGUCACCAGCAGGAUGGAUCUCAUAGAAAAAGAAGUUGAUGUUCUGGAGAGCUGGCUGGACUUCACAGGGGAGCUGGAGCCGCCCGACCCGCUCACGAGACUGCCCCAGCUUAAGCGCCACCUCAAGCAGCUGCUGAUGGACAUGGGCAAGGUGCAGCAGAUCGCCACGCUGUGCUCCGUAUGA
This is a messenger RNA of Pipistrellus nathusii (Nathusius's pipistrelle), 3051 nucleotides long. The record is from the annotation of a GenBank genome assembly. Lineage: Eukaryota; Metazoa; Chordata; Mammalia; Chiroptera; Vespertilionidae.